Molecule: messenger RNA, 942 nt
Organism: Bradysia coprophila
Lineage: Eukaryota; Metazoa; Arthropoda; Insecta; Diptera; Sciaridae
Source: RefSeq, a predicted model, not a curated record
GAUAAAGGAAGAGUACACACAUACAAUUUGUAAUCUGACCAUUUCGUAAUAUAGCCUGUACAAUUCAGACACAGUCAGUCGUUCUCAACAAAUUGCAGCGCGGAAAAUUGUUUUAAUAAAAAGCUAACAAAAAUGACGAGCUUCAUAUUAAUGUUUGUACUGAUCGUUGGAUUACUUCAGGUAUGCAAACCCAAUCCGCUUUCUUCUCAAGAAGAAAAAGAAGCGGAAAUAGAUCCAGUGAAACUAUUAACGGCAAAUGAAUUAACUCGGGCAACAAAUGCUGGAAUAUCCGGAUCUGACUUGGUUCAAUGGAAGGCUGACGGUGGAACACUUGACGAAUGGAUCGAAUUAUCUGCAUUUGAUGGUGAUCCAACAUAUAAAGAAAAAUCUUUUAAAAAUGCGGCAAAAUUUUGCAAAAUUUUCGUUCCUGGACACAGAAUGAUAUCAUCUAAUUAUACUAAAGCUCAGGAAGCGGACCUCGAGGAUUUAUUUGGAUUUGCAAAGCGUAUGCCGGGGAAAAAUGCGCUUUCUUUUAUUCGGACUACGUUCUGCGACUUCAUUAGUAACCCAAAUUCGCCUUCAUUUGGUCAAAAAUUCGUUCCUCACAUGAAAAUUCGUUAUUUAAAAAUUCACUUUGAAAUUGAUUCAGUUUUAGACCGUGUUAACCUCGCUAAACGAAUGUGCUGCAUAGAUGAAGGUGGUUAUAUUAUGCGUUAUGAAGAGGUCAGUGGAUUAAGCGAUGAAGAAAUGACCGAGUUUGAAAAACAUUGGAACAACUUCGAUACGGCAAAUAUACCGGAAUCAAUUAAAAAUUUGUGCGAUUUUCUUCAUUCAACGAAUGCAUUUGACGGCGACCAGUGCAAGAAAAUUCAUCUGGUCGUUGAUAGUUCCCUUGACUGAAAGGCAAGUUCAUUCCGGCUGACAAACGUAAACAACUGUACU